AGUUUUCAAGAAACCCUUAAAAUCCUCUCUCUGUCUGUCUCUGUCUCUGUCUUGUUUGUUUUCUUGUUUCCUUCUCUCCUCUUUCUUUGUCUCCUUCUGAAUCUGCACUCUCAGGUGUUUCCAAGUUCUUAUCCUUGACUUCCAAAAAAUACUUUCUCUUUUGUGUUUAGUUUUGGAUUCUUAGAGCUCUUUCUUGGUGGGUGUUUUUAUUGUGGUCUCUAAAAUGAUUACUGAGCUUGAGAUGGGGAAAGCUGAGAGUGAGCUAGAACUGGGUCUAGGACUCAGUCUUGGUGGUGGAACAGUGGGCAAGAUUGUUAAAACAGGUGGUGGUGGUGGUGGCGCGUGGGGAGAGCGUGGGAGGCUUUUGACUGCAAAAGAUUUUCCUUCAGUUGGCUCUAAACGAGCUGCUGACUCUGCUUCUCAUGCAGGUUCAUCUCCUCCUCGUUCAAGUCAAGUUGUGGGAUGGCCACCUAUCGGAUCUCAUAGGAUGAACAGUUUGGUUAAUAACCAAGCCACAAAGUCAGCUAGAGAAGAAGAAGAAGCUAAUAAAAAGAAAGUGAAAGAUGAUGAGACUAAAAACGUUACAAAGAAUGUGAAUGAAAAAUUUCAAGUUGGGUUUAUCAAGGUGAACAUGGAUGGAGUUGCUAUAGGAAGAAAAGUUGAUUUGGAUGCUCAUUCUUCUUACGAGAAUUUGGCGCAAACACUUGAAGAUAUGUUCUUUCGCAGUAGCCCGUGUACUAUUGGGUUAACGGGUCAGUUCAACAAACCUUUGAGGCUUUUAGAUGGAUCAUCUGAGUUUGUACUUACUUAUGAAGAUAAGGAAGGAGAUUGGAUGCUUGUUGGUGAUGUCCCAUGGAGAAUGUUCAUCACCUCGGUGAAAAGGCUUCGGGUGAUGAAAACCUCUGAAGCUAAUGGACUUGGUAUCUAG
This is a messenger RNA of Eruca vesicaria subsp. sativa (arugula), 928 nucleotides long. Lineage: Eukaryota; Viridiplantae; Streptophyta; Magnoliopsida; Brassicales; Brassicaceae. The record is from the annotation of a GenBank genome assembly.